This is a messenger RNA of Fusarium subglutinans, 1209 nucleotides long. Its product is annotated as microsomal epoxide hydrolase. Lineage: Eukaryota; Fungi; Ascomycota; Sordariomycetes; Hypocreales; Nectriaceae. Gene Ontology annotation, molecular function: epoxide hydrolase activity. Bases 1 to 1209 code for a protein of 402 amino acids. The record is from RefSeq and is a predicted model, not a curated record. Gene Ontology annotation, biological process: epoxide metabolic process. The transcript is spliced from 3 exons.
AUGUCAGAGAGCUUUGCAAAGAUUCCUAAAGGCGCUCAGGUCCAGCCAACACCCUACCGAGUCUCCAUUGCGGACGACAAGGUCGAUGAGCUCAAGCAGCUUGUGAAGCUGGGAAGAGUUGGACCGCCGACCUAUGAGUCAACGCAGAAAGAUCAUAAUUAUGGUGUCAACCACCAGUGGCUGACUGAUGCGAAAGCUGCUUGGAUUGACUUUGACUGGCGCGCUGCGGAAAAGCACAUUAAUUCCUUCAACCACUGGACAGUACCCAUCAAGGAUGAGAAGGGCGAUUUUACGAUCCACUUUACGGGUCUUUUCUCUUCUAAACCCAAUGCCGUCCCCGUGGUAAUGCUCCAUGGUUGGCCUGGUAGCUUCCUGGAGUUUCUCAAGAUCUUGUCCAUUCUCAAGGAGCGCUAUACCCCCGAGACGCUCCCGUAUCACGUCAUUGUACCGUCUCUGCCAGGCUAUGCUUUCUCGGAUAAACCGCCGCUGGACAAGGACUUCGGUAUCAGAGAUGUUUCCCGCAUCGUGAACAGCCUCAUGGUUCAGCUCGGUUUUGGAGGUGGCUAUAUCGCUCAGGGAGGCGAUAUCGGAAGCAGGAUUUCUCGUGUUCUCGCAGCUACUUAUGAUGAGUGCAAAGCCGCUCACCUCAACUUCUGCCUCAUGUCGGAGCCUGCAACUGCACAGGGUGAAGUCUCAGAUGCAGAGAAGAAAGGCCUCGAACGUGCAAAGGACUUCGACAAGCUGGGCACCGCCUACGCUUUGAUGCAUGCCACAAGACCAAGCACCAUCGGCCUCAUCCUAUCGUCAUCGCCUCUCGCGCUUCUAGCCUGGGUCGGCGAGAAGUUCCUGAGCUGGAGUGAUGAAGAUCCUCCUCUCGAGGAGAUACUUACCUCGGUAUCUCUGUACUGGCUUACAGACAGCUUUCCUACUUCAAUCUUUCCAUACCGGCAGCGCUUCGACCCAGAUUACCCUGGUGCCCACGAUCACCCGAAGUGGAAGAUCAGCAAGCCAUUGGGCUAUAGCUGGUUCCCGUUUGAGCUUGCUCCUAUUCCUGUGAGCUGGGUGAAGACCACGGGAAAUCUCGUAUUCUGGAGAGAUCAUGAGCGAGGGGGUCACUUUGCUGCGCUGGAGAGGCCUGAGGAUUUGUUGAAGGACUUUGGGGAGUUUGUGGAGCAGAUCUCCAAGGAUGGGUCUUUGAAGAUCCAGUGA